AGUUCCUGCAGACUUCAGUGCAGGGCGGAGUUCGUGAACGUCUCAUAGGAUGAACGGAGUGCUGUGAACUCAACUUAGUGCAUGAUCAUAUGUAUGUUUUUUCGGAUCGUAAAAGUAGCUGACUUGAGUUAGAGUAUUUGAUGUGACACCAUUACAAAAGUAUCAGAGCGGAUAUCGUUUGGUUUUAACUUAAAAAAGGUGUAGUUUUCAAACCAACUCAACAGGAGAAAGUUAUUUAAUUCAUUGUGAAGUGCAAUUGAAAACAUACAAUUAUGAAUAAUCCAAGCAACAGUAUUCUCGCCACGCUGGUCGUGCUUCUCUUAUGGCGAGUUGAAGAAAUCGCCGAGGCUUGCAGCUGCUCGCCAAUGCAUCCUCAACAGGCUUUUUGCAACGCAGACAUCGUAAUCCGUGCCAAGGUGGUGGGCCGUAAGGAGGUGAGCUCCGGAAACGAUGUGUACGGAGACCCCAUCAAGAGGAUUCGCUAUGACCUCAAGCAGAUCAAGAUGUUCAAGGGUCCCAAUGAGGCCGUGGAGCACAUCUUCACAGCCCCCACGUCCGCCAUGUGUGGAGUAUCUCUGGAUGCAGACAGCAGCAAGGAGUACCUGAUCACAGGCAAGAAGGAGUCUGACGGUGUGCACGUGACACUGUGUGACUUUGUGGAGCCCUGGGGUGACCUGACUCACACCCAGACCCUCAGCCUCAACGCGCGCUACCAGUCUGGAUGCGAAUGCAGGAUUGUGCGCUGCCCGUCCUUACCCUGCUCCAUCGGUGCUCCUGAGGAGUGUUUGUGGACAGACGGGGUGCUGGAUGCCUCCUACCAUGGCAAGCAGGCCAAGUACUUCACAUGCAUCCCCCGUAGUGAUGCCUCCUGCAACUGGUACCGUGGCUCACACGCCCCCAAGAAGGAGUUCAUGGACAUCGAGGACCCUUAGUGCUCCUGGCCAACACCAGCACCAAACAACAUGUCAUGCACUCUUUGACAUACAUGCACGCACACACACACACACACGCAAAUACACACAUGAACACACACAAAAACACAGGUAGAUACAAUCAUACACUUACAGAAAGAUCUCUUAUUUUGUUGCCAUAUCCUGACUCUUUGAACAGAUGCCUGUUUAAAUUAAUAAAGUUUAGAUAUACUGAAACAUCAAACCUUACCAAACUUCCCUUCUUACUUUACUUUUUUUUUUUUACUUGUGUUCACCAAGUUGUGUUGAGGAAAGGACAAUAAGAUUAAUUUCAGUUCAAUACAUUUUAGUCAUGUUUUGUGUUUUGCUUUUGUGUUUGUUUUUUCCCAAUAUUUUCUUACACAUGCUCAUGCAAAUAGACUUAACAUUAAUUAAUUUAACCAUAGUAAUAUCAUAUUUGAGGGAAAGUGCAGUUUUUCUCGUCUUUUAUGUCCUACAUUUCUGCCAUUGUAAUGGUUUUUUGCAUAUGUGGAAUGUACUGUAAAAGAUUAGUUGUAAAUUGUAUACUAUACUAUGCACAAAACAACUCGUUGAGGGAAUGGCAUUAAUUUAUAACGUUCAGUGCAGUUAGUUCUUUACAGGAUUCGUGUGUAUUUAUACAGUAACAAAUGCCCCUCCCCCUCUCCCCAAGAGCUUGUAGCUCAGCAUUGACACUUUCUGUUAAAUGCCUUCAUUUAGUUAGUGCAUGUCACUCGUUCCUUUAUAUCCAACUGAGAUAAUUCAACAAAUUGGCCGUUACUCAGUAGACUACACAGAUAUUUAGGCAUGCCACUCCAGCAACCAACCAAUUGUCCUUCAGAAGAUAACUGGAACAAAUCAUUCAAAUUUCUGUGGAACCUUCUAGGCCUAUUAAUUGUAAUUGUGUAAUUUAAUAAUAUAGACAUAAAUACCAUCAAUCUGAUGUAAUAUAUAACAUAAUAAUUGACCUAGACAUGUGACAUGUUACCCUUUACCCCUUGAGAUUUUUUUAGAGGUAAAGAAAUGGAAUGCUAAUAAAUUAGUAAUUUUUCACGCUAUCAACUUUUUGAAAGUGCCACAUGUUUCCUGCAUGUCAGAAUGCUGAAACAGGCUAAAGGCAUUUGAGGGUUGGACAGGCUAACAGCUAAAGGCAAAUUGGUUGUGAAUUUUGAGGACAAGUAGAAGGUUAAUUUGGACUCUCCUUAAAAAAGGUUGUUCAAAACAUGAGAUUACCAUGACUCUGUAAAGAAGACCAGAGCUCCCAUCCUGGCUAAAUGAAAUGGUGUAUUUGUCAAAAACACAACUAGUCCCAGUGAUAACCAGUUUAUCAUAUGAUUUUAAUGUAUAGUGGAAAUGUGUGAUAGGUUCGCUAAUGAUGGUAUCACAUAUAUGUGACAUUGAGCAGUAACAUUUCUCUGGUGGUAAAUAUGCGUCAAGCCAUACUUUUUAAAAGAGAAAGCUCACAUAUUGAGUAAAACGUUUUGUCAGAUAGAAAGUAAUAUUUGAUCUGGGGCCUUCUCUGCUUCACAGGGCUUGAAGGUAGGCCUACCCAAAUACAAAAACUAUUACAUGUUUACUGUCAUUACAACAUUGCCUACAUUUUUGCCAAGAUCGAGCUUAAAUCUGUAAGCCUUUUUUUAAAGCCAUUUUAUUCCAUUUCUGUUUUUGGGAGUGAUGUCUCUAAAGGCUUGGUCGAUCCAUGUUUUUAGAUGCGUUUGCCUUUUUUCUUGUAAAUGUUGUGUGUUGUUUUUUUUAUGAUGUAAUGUUUGUCUUAGCAUUAGCAGUAGUGUGAAAUGUCUCGUGCUGGUACUACAUGGGACAAAGGUCUAGAGCUAGACCGUGCAUGCCUACCCUUUCCAGUAUUAUUCCAAUCUGUUAUGGCUGCCUAUGGUGUUGAGAAAUAAAACUUUUUUAAGUCA
Molecule: messenger RNA, 2848 nt
Organism: Engraulis encrasicolus (European anchovy)
Lineage: Eukaryota; Metazoa; Chordata; Actinopteri; Clupeiformes; Engraulidae
Product: metalloproteinase inhibitor 2-like
Exons: 5
Coding region: 273-932 (219 amino acids)
Biological process (GO): negative regulation of endopeptidase activity; response to hormone; response to cytokine
Cellular component (GO): extracellular matrix
Molecular function (GO): protease binding; metalloendopeptidase inhibitor activity
Source: RefSeq, a predicted model, not a curated record